AUGAGUAUUUUAGGUGGUCAUAAUGGUGGUUAUAGUGAUAGAGCCUCGACAUCGGCUUACUACCUCAAGAAGCCGCCUGAACUGUAUGAUAAUCCAUGUGAUUAUUAUUUCCUCAAUAUUCUAUUCGACACCACUAUCGGAAUUCCCAUUCUAUGGGGGUUACUCUAUGUGAUUUAUAGAUUGGCCCAGAAAUCGGGUAUAGAAGGAAUCGGUAGUGGAGAGUAUGGAUCUCCUGCCAAAAUAGGAAACUAUUUCAAACAGUUAGGACUCUACUUCGUUGGACUUCUUUCUAUGAAGCUUAUUAUAUAUAUAACCCUCAUCUUAUGUCCUUUCUUGGUUCAUUUUGCUGUCUGGAUACUCAGUUGGUCGGAUUCUAUUCCAAAUAUACAGGUUAUUUUCGUCAUGAUGAUUUUUCCAUUGAUUAUGAAUUCCUUCCAGUAUUAUGUUAUAGAUAACAUCAUCCAGAGUCCGCAGUAUUACAAGACCAAUAGGAAGGUUAUGGAAGAGGGUCUAGAAGGUAAUGAAUUUGACGGAAUACAGUCUGAUCACAACGAUAAUACUAAAUAA
Brettanomyces nanus is the source of this 567-nucleotide messenger RNA. RefSeq lists its product as uncharacterized. The record is from RefSeq and is a predicted model, not a curated record. The transcript has 2 exons. Gene Ontology annotation, cellular component: membrane. NCBI's taxonomy places the organism in Eukaryota, Fungi, Ascomycota, Pichiomycetes, Pichiales, Pichiaceae. Bases 1 to 567 code for a protein of 188 amino acids.